Messenger RNA from Fusarium sp. VM40, 1191 nucleotides. Lineage: Eukaryota; Fungi; Ascomycota; Sordariomycetes; Hypocreales; Nectriaceae. The record is from the annotation of a GenBank genome assembly.
AUGAACAGAUCGUUGAUAUCGGCCUUCCGGCCGCUUGCGAGCUCAAGGGUACCUAUCACAAGAUGUGUACCCCAAUACCGAAACUUCAGUGCAACUUCUCGCCGAAGCUUGAGUGCUGUCUUUGCAGAGACUGAGAACCCUGACUUGAACCAAAUCCUCACUCAAAUUCAGGAGAAGAUCAUCCUGCCCGCCUACCUACCAGAGGCGCAGAGAAAACUCAUUCACAACAAGAAGAAGAGCGACUACAUCCAGCGAAACCCCGUUGUCAUUGAGCUUGAUGGCCUCGAGCAUACUUUCAAGACCAUUGACCGAUUCACGGAUAUUCCCAACGCGGACAAGGCAUACCAGGAGGCGACAAAACUCAUGAAGACGAAAGAGGAAUGGGACAACUUGGGCACACUUCUUGCCGGAUACAAGAAGGCUGGCAUUCGACUAAAACGUCGACAAUAUGACUCCGCGAUCCGAAGGGCUGGUCAGCACCGACAGCCAUAUGCGAUUAUCGAGUGCGCCAAGCAGGCUUCAAAGACUGGGUUUCUUUUGAACAACACCAGUUCUGUUGUUCUUCUCUUGGCGAGUACCAACAUCAGAAUCGCCAAUCCUACCGCAGAGGAGAGCGAGGUUCAGGAAGCGUUGAAGUGGAACCAGUUGGUUUGGGAUCUGAUACAACGACCGGAGCAUCUGCGAGACGCUGCAUUGCCUCGUGAGCAGCCUCAUUUUAACCCCGCGAUCCGAGGUUUGAUCCUUUACGCCCAAACAUCUGCAGUCAAGGAGCAGCAGGCAGCUGGAGCUUCUGUGGAGCAGUUGAUCCGAGACGUGCGAGAUAAUGUUGAGUUUAUCGCCAGCGCCUGGAAGGACCAGCUAUCCGAACCCUUGACCAAAUCCCCCUACCUCAACUAUGUGAACGCACGUGCUGAGCCCCUCAGCGCCCAGCACAUGCAACACAUUGCCCCCUAUUUCUAUGUCCAGCUCGUGGCCCAGAACGUCCGGGGAAUAGAGCUGGCACAAGAGAUCAUUGGUGACGAUGCUAGCGAUCUGACACCUGUCCGAGAGGCAUUCGAGCAAAACCUUGAAACUUUCAUUAGGGCAGAUGUAAGUGUAGGAGGCAAACGGAAUAAGGCAGGCUGGGGUGGCGCAUAUGAGGACGUAACAGGACGGAAGCCCAACUGGGCGGAUGCCCUCUGGUCAGAGUAA